UGCUGUAAUAGAACUGAUUCUGCCUGUAGAGUAUGUUGUGCUGGAUCCCAUGCUGUGCCUAAUCAAGCCUCUUCUUGGCAACCGUGGACUUCAUUGCACUCUCAGUCUCCUGCUCCUCAUGUGUGCUGUUCUGCUUCAGAGAACUCAGGUUUUCAGUGCGGAGUGGUGCAAAGCUCUGAAGGUUUAGAAAACAUGAUACCUUAUGGUGUUUAUUAGGAGCUUCUCGUUUGGAGCCUGUUACCUAAUAGGUUGGCAGCCUCGGUGGUUUGUCUUAGACAAUGGGAUAUUGUCAUACUAUGAUUCACAGGAUGAUGUUUGCAAAGGCAGCAAAGGAAGUAUAAAGAUGGCCGUGUGUGAAAUAAAAGUCCAUGCAACAGACAACACCAGAAUGGAGUUAAUCAUCCCAGGGGAACAGCAUUUCUAUAUGAAAGCAGUUAAUGCAGCUGAAAGGCAGAGGUGGCUGGUAGCACUGGGAAGUGCAAAGGCCUGUUUAGCAGAUACUAGAACAAAAAAAGAAAAAGAAAUAAGUGAGACCAAUGAAUCUCUUAAAACCAAAAUGUCGGAACUUCGUCUCUACUGUGAUCUUCUAAUGCAGCAAGUUCAUACAAUACAAGAAUUUGUUCACCACGAUGAGACUUGCUCUCCUCCCAGCAUUGAGAACAUGAAUGAAGCCUCAUCCUUGCUUAGUGCCACAUGUAAUACGUUUAUCACAACACUUGAAGAAUGUGUGAAGAUUGCUAAUGCCAAGUUUAAGCCAGAAAUGUUCCAGCUGCCUCAUCCCGAUCCCUUAGUUUCUCCUGUGUCACCAUCACCUGUCCAAAUGAUGAAACGUUCCAUUAGCCAUCCUGGUCCUUAUUAUUCAGAAAGGGAUAAUCACUCUGUGAAAGAACCAAUUUCAUCCCUCCAUCGGUUAUCACAGCAUCGCAGAAGAACAUACUCAGAUACAGAAUCUUACAGUGACACUCCCCUGGAAGAUUCUCAGAGAUCUGCUCACUGUCCUGGAAAUGCUGUAAAUGGAGAUCUGGUGUCAUCAACCAUUCCGGAAGAAAAUAGAUCGAUAUCAAAUGAAAGAUCUAACCUGGAAGGGAGUCUCUCAUCCUUUUCUUCCUGAAGAAGCUGAAAGUGUUUAAAUUUUCUAUUAAAAAUGCUAUGCAAAGG
This is a messenger RNA of Phasianus colchicus (ring-necked pheasant), 1158 nucleotides long. RefSeq names its product pleckstrin homology domain containing A3 (gene PLEKHA3). Gene Ontology annotation, cellular component: recycling endosome; early endosome; trans-Golgi network. Gene Ontology annotation, biological process: receptor recycling; endosome organization; retrograde transport, endosome to Golgi. The record is from RefSeq and is a predicted model, not a curated record. Lineage: Eukaryota; Metazoa; Chordata; Aves; Galliformes; Phasianidae.